GACACGGCUUUUCCUUUUUCCUCUAAUGCCCCUCCAAUCAAUGAUCACUUUAAAAUGUGCCAAGACUCCCUUAUUUGUGUGUGCUCAAAUUCCACUUCAAAUUUCUAAAACUGUUGAGGGAGAGUUCAAGUUCAAGAAAAGACAUGGAGAGCUUGAAGGGUCCUGGAGAUGAUCUUCAGCCACUAGACACCUACAAGCUUGCUUAUAUCAUCCAUUUCUUGUUAGGUGCUGGGAAUUUGCUACCCUGGAAUGCAUUUAUCACUGCCGUGGACUACUUCGGUUAUCUCUAUCCCACCGAGCACAUCGAGAAGGUCUUCUCAGUCGCAUACAUGAGCUCAUCGGUGCUGGUUUUGGUCAUCGUGGUGGGCUUGGGCGGAUGGAGCAGGAAGUUGAGCCUCAGGAUGAGGAUGAAUGUGGGGUUUUCGUUGUUUAUUCUAUCCCUGAUGGUGGCUCCAAUCAUGGAUUGGACUUCAGGUGGUGGCAGUGGGGCGAAAAGAGGAGGAAAAGUGGCAUAUGGUGUCAUGGUUUCAUCAGUGGUCAUGUGCGGAUUGGCCGAUGGGUUGAUAGGAGGAAGCUUGAUUGGAUCCGCUGGGAAAUUGCCAAAACAGUACAUGCAGGCUGUGUUCGCCGGAACUGCUUCCUCAGGAGUUCUGGUUUCAAUCCUGAGGAUCAUCACAAAAGCAUCUCUUCCACAGAAUCCGCAAGGUCUCCGGACCAGCUCUCACUUCUAUUUCAUAGUGAGCACCUUCAUUCUGCUCCUGUGCCUCGUCUGCUCCAACCUGCUGUACAAGUUGCCAGUUGUUCGCCAACAUUACAUGUUUCAUCAGGACAAUCUCCAAUGCCCAGGGCUGAAGCUCUGGGUUGUAGCCAAGAAAAUCCGGCUCCCUGCUCUCGCCAUGGUCAUGAUAUAUCUAGUGACGCUGUCCAUUUUUCCCGGAUUCAUCGCAGAGGACUUGAAAUCCGAGGUUCUCCAGGAUUGGUAUCCUGUUUUGCUGAUCACGAUAUACAAUGUUGCCGAUUUAGCCGGGAAGUCCCUGACUGCGAUCUACGUCAUGAAGAGCCUGAAGAAAGCCACAUGGGGUUGUGUCUCCAGGCUCCUAUUCUAUGCCCUCUUCUAUGUUUUUCUCCACGGACCCGACUGGUUGAAAACCGAAGCUCCGAUGGCCACAUUGACGUUCAUGCUCGGGUCAACAAAUGGUUACCUGACGAGCGUCCUAAUGAUUCUGACACCGAAGUCGGUGCCGGCUUCAGAGGCAGAGUUUGCCGCAAUCAUGAUGGUUGUGUUUCUGGGAAUUGGGUUGGUCAGCGGCUCAAUCAUUGGCUGGUUUUGGAUCGUUUAGGUUUUAGCUGAGAGAAAUGGUCAAAUCGAAUGUUCUCUGCACCGAGAAUUAGUUCGAGUCCUAGAAUGUAAGGUCAAUGGAUGUAGAAAAAUGCAGGAAUAAACUCUUAUUCAUCC
Molecule: messenger RNA, 1456 nt
Organism: Syzygium oleosum
Lineage: Eukaryota; Viridiplantae; Streptophyta; Magnoliopsida; Myrtales; Myrtaceae
Product: equilibrative nucleotide transporter 8
Exons: 2
Coding region: 144-1340 (398 amino acids)
Biological process (GO): nucleoside transmembrane transport
Cellular component (GO): plasma membrane
Molecular function (GO): nucleoside transmembrane transporter activity
Source: RefSeq, a predicted model, not a curated record